CCACCCCGCCUCGCAGCUUCGAGCCUUGUUCGACUCCCUGCCUCUCGCAAUGCCGACCAUCGCGCAGGUGGGUCCUCUUCUUCGUCAUCGGAACCAUGGUCGCAGUCGGCUGCUGGCGCUUCUCCAUGCUUCUGCUGUGGCUCUUCCCGAUCACGAUCCUCGUCUACUCGAUCGGAGCCAACGCCAUCCCAGCCUGCAUGCACGGACUACCUGUCUGCCCGCCGCACACCGGGCCAGCGGUCGCCAUCAUCGGGAUGGCCUCCACCGCACUCUUCCUCACCGGCUUCAUCUUUGUCCGCGCCUGCUUCCUCUUCCCGUGCCUCUGCGCACCCGAGGUGCCAGGCUGGCUCUUCUUUCCGCCCGCAAGCGUGCCCGUCAGCCCGAUCACCGACGGCGACGUGGACACUUUUGGCGUGGCGCUACUGCUCGACAAACUCUUCGGGAAAAGCGCGUUCCCCAGCGACUGUGUCUGGGAGCCGCCGACCUGUGGGGGGGGAGAUUGCGGUACCUGGUCUGAAUCUCCCGGGAGCGCCGCUGCGGCGUCUGACCUCCCCUGGUGCGAGGACGUGUAUGACCGGAGGACCGAUAAUCGCUGCAAGCCACUACCUGGGCAUGGUACGAACGGCUGGACCUGAACCGUACUGUACCGCAUGUUGACUCAUAUUGUACCCCGUUCAUAUACAUGCCGAUACCCUGCCA
Messenger RNA from Emiliania huxleyi CCMP1516, 699 nucleotides. RefSeq lists its product as hypothetical. The record is from RefSeq and is a predicted model, not a curated record. The transcript is spliced from 2 exons. NCBI's taxonomy places the organism in Eukaryota, Haptophyta, Isochrysidales, Noelaerhabdaceae. The coding region runs from base 96 to 635 and encodes 179 amino acids.